AUGGAGUUAAACACAACUACUACAAAUCUAGAGGAUGACACAAUAAAAACACUCUACAAUGCAUCCUUAAACGAAUUUUGUGAAAUUCUUCUAAGAAACAAACCAAGUUUCACCAAUGAAGUGGACUCAAAAGGACGUUGCCCUCUUCAUCUAGCUUCAGCUGAAGGACACACUGAAGUAGUGAAAGCUCUUUUGUUAGCAAACCAAGAUGUUUGUUUGGUUUUUGACAAAGAUGGCAUGAUUCCUUUGCACUUAGCUGCGAAAAGAGGACGGGUAGGAGUAAUUAAGGAAUUGAUUAAUGCUAGACCGGAUUCGGUUUGGGAUGAUGAUGGUUCUGUUCUGCACUUGUGUGUUUGGUAUAACAAUUUGGAGGCAUUGAAGUUCAUACUACAAUCAGGUAGAGGAGACCAAGAGCUGUUGCUUGCCAAAAACAAAGAGGGGAAUACAAUUCUGCACUUAGCAGUUAUGCUCAAACAAAUUAAGAACAUAAAAUACUUACUUUUGCAGCCUGAAAUAAGAACAGCAAUUGCUUUGAACAGGUUAAGUUUCACAACUUUUGAGCUGUUAGAACCCUCCUCAAGAGAUUUCAUAAGCCUUAAAAUUGAAGAGAUGUUAAUUGAAGCCGGGGUUAUAAUAUCUGAGCCGCAACAUGCACCAUCACCAAACAUAGCUAGUCAAGAGCAACAGAAUCAAUCUAAUCAAGAACAUCCAAAUGAAAGAAGGAAAAUGUGGGAAAACUUGUGGUACAAGUAUCUACAAUUCCAAGGUAAUUGGAUAGAAGAAACAAGGGUAACAUUGAUGUUGGUGGCUACUGUAAUUGCCACAAUGACUUUUCAAUCAACAAUAAGUCCACCAGGUGGUAUUUGGCAAGAAAGUACACAUACUGGUGGACUUAACUGCACUACUUAUGGUAUAUGUGAAGCAGGCACUGCAGUUUUAGCUUAUGCUUGGCCACAUGAAUUCAUUAAGUUUAUGACAUACAACACCACUUCUUGUUAG
Messenger RNA from Trifolium pratense (red clover), 999 nucleotides. RefSeq names its product ankyrin repeat-containing protein ITN1-like. Gene Ontology annotation, molecular function: protein phosphatase 1 binding; protein phosphatase regulator activity. The transcript is spliced from 3 exons. Lineage: Eukaryota; Viridiplantae; Streptophyta; Magnoliopsida; Fabales; Fabaceae. Bases 1 to 999 code for a protein of 332 amino acids. Gene Ontology annotation, cellular component: plasma membrane. The record is from RefSeq and is a predicted model, not a curated record.